CAAAUAUGACAGUACUAUAGUGUGAUAUUAUUGUCAAUGUCAAAAGACGAUUUUCUUUUCUCCCUUGUUGUUUUGUUUAUCGCGUAUUGAAAAAUUGAAAGUAAAUAAUUUUGCCGGUUUAAAUUGUAAUGAUAGAUACUUAAUUUUGAUCGCAGAGACCUAGUUCAUAAGUGAACAAAGUGACUUGUUGUCGCAAUGUGGGUUAAACCUCAAGAGAUUUUUAUAAAAACUGCGUUGUGGGAUUGCGAUGAAACUACUCUGUAUUUCGUGUUGCAAAGAAGAAAGGGUCAUGGGAAAUCUAGAGGGCUGUCGUCACUGUUGGUUGGCACUCUCGACAGUGUUCGCGACACCAAACCACCACCAUAUCGAAUACUGCAUCAAACACCAAAUUCUGAAAUAUAUUACGUCAUAGCUACUGCACUCACUGAGCAAGAAAUCCGUCAAGACUGGCAGUGGCUGUUUGACAAUAUUUGUCCAACACUACACUCCUUUGACAAGGAAGAGGAUGUGACUGACUUUGUCUGUUGUAAGAUUAACUCUCUUAUAGCUACAGUGCAAGACAACAUCACCGAAGAUGAAGAUACAAUUACAUACAAAAAUGUGGACAAUGAGUUUCAUCAAAGAUUUGGAAUGCCUAAAGAGGAGAAACUGGUGUGCUAUUAUUCUUGUAGUUAUUGGAAGGGCAAAAUGCUCAGGCAAGGUUGGCUGUACCUCUCAGUUCAUUACAUGUGCUUCUAUUCCUACCUGUUUGGACGGCAAACCACAAUAAAAAUCCGCUGGGCCGAUGUAAAGGAACUGGAGAAAACCAACAGUCUACUCUUCCCUGAUUCAAUUAAAGUAGUGACGAGGGAUGGUGAACAUUAUUUCACAUUGUUGUUGAAGAAGAAUGAAACUUUUGCACUGAUGCAGCAGUUGGCUAACAUUGCUAUGAAACAGUUAAUAGACGACAAACCGGGCACGUACAACAUAGAUAAAGAUUUGUUGACGAAACUAAGUAGAAAUGUGCCAAAGAAACCUUCCUUCUUGAAGAGGGACCUUGACGCGAAGAAACAGUCGAACCUGUAUACCUUGCGGUUCAGAUUGCCGCAAAAUGAAAAACUGGACGGAAGUGAGGAGUGUACGCUGUGGACUCCAUAUAAUAAAAAAGAAAAUUGGGGCCGCCUGUAUCUGUCACAGAAUUUCAUCUGUUUUGAUAGUCGGGUGCGUAACUUAGUUCGCUUAACGAUUCCUCUACGCAAUGUCCACCAAGUGGAGCGGGCGGACUCUGGAGGCGCUGGUAGUUCAGGAGACUCUGGCAGUAUACUCAUCACCACUUCUCAUCACACCAGCUUCUUGUUCGGGAAUAUAUCCGAUCGGGAGUUCUUAGUGCACAAGAUAUCGGAACUCCUUGCUAAGUUGCCAAAUACUGUGUUCAGGGAAAAAGCGACGUUGGCGGUGGCGAGAGUUGAAGAAGGCAAAGAGUGGACCCCACAACCACCUCUUAUGACGUUAUUUAAGACCAAUCAGACAUCGCCUAUAAAGCAGAUUCAGCAGAAAAAGGAAUUGCAAUGGGAGGAUCAUAUGUCAGAAGUGGGACGCGGGGUCAGUAUGUACCAAACUGUUGCCGGGAGCGAGUUAGUUGUGAAAGGCAUACCGGAAUCCCUUCGUGGGGAACUCUGGGGCGUCUUCUCAGGGUCCAUACUCCAGAAAGUGCAGAACAAGGGACUGUAUGAAAAGCUGGUGAACGAAGCGCUGGCCUCGAAGAAUCCUGUGAAUGAUGAAAUUGAGAGGGACUUGCACAGGUCGCUGCCUGAACAUCCCGCGUUUCAGAGCGAAGUUGGUAUCUCCGCCUUGCGACGUGUGCUAUGCGCGUACGCAUUGAAAAACCCGACGAUUGGUUACUGUCAAGCGAUGAAUAUAGUUGCAUCAGUACUCUUGAUAUACUGCCCCGAAGAGCAGGCUUUCUGGCUGUUGGCCACGAUAUGUGAAACUUUGCUACCUGAUUACUACAACACAAGGGUUGUUGGCGCUUUGAUCGACCAAGGAGUUCUUGAAGAGUUGACAGAAGCCCACCUCCCCGAGUUACAUGCCAAGCUGGACGAGCUGGGCGUCAUGAAGAUGAUCUCCCUGUCCUGGUUCCUCACGCUGUUCAUCAGCGUCAUGCCGUACGAGUGCGCGGUCAAUGUCAUGGACUGCUUCUUCUACGACGGCGCUAAAGUUAUAUUCCAGGUGACUCUUACGAUCCUGGAGAAAAACCGGGAGCAGCUCCUCAAAUGCACGGAGGACGGCCAGCCAAUGCAGAUCUUGGGGGAUUACCUCGCUGGGAUUUACAAUGACGAAGCCGUGGCGCUGUCUACAGAGCCCCGCACCGCUAAACGGACUAUAAAAAUCCAAGAUCUAGUUUACGAAGCCUACCGCACUUACGGGUCGAGCGUGACGAGCGAAUGUAUAGAGAAAUUAGGACUCAAACAUCGGCUAAGGGUGGUCCGGCAUUUAGAAGAUAGUCUAGAAAGGCACACGUUAAGAGCAUUGCAGCAAGACAAGUUAUUGGAGCCUAACGAACUUCAGGAACUACUAAGCGCAAUUAGAGAAGAAUUACUAUGGGCGAAACGGGCGCCCUGCGAAAGAUUGGAGGCGCCGUACGAAGCGUAUAGGUUGGAUUACUCGCAGUUCAAGACUCUGUUCACCGCGUUAUCGCCGUGGACGAGAGGCGAUAUGGCCGAGGCCAUCACUGCCAGGAUGUUCAAGUUAAUGGACGACGAUGACGACGGCAUAGUAAGCGCUCGCGGCCUGAGCGUGGCUCUGGGUUUGAGCGCCAAAGGCGACGCCCAGCGGAGGCUGCGCGCGCUGUACUGUGCGCACGCGCCGCCGCUGCUCUCGCCGCUAGACAUGAAGCCGUCGCAGUUCACCGACACGGGGGAGGAGCUGGCCGAUGAUGCUAUCUCUUUCUUCGAUGGUGUUGACAACCCAUCUACACCGGACUCCGGCGAUGGAGCGACUCAGAGAUCGGUCAGUGAAGUCAGCGACAGUAUAGACAGAAUCAGCGACCUCAUGAGUCAGUCAGGCCUGACAAGCACCUCGCAGCACAGCUUGGAGUCGAUCCGCGCGUGCGCACUGUGCGGGCUCGCGGGCGGCUCGCUGCCGUCGCCCGCGGCGCCCGCGCCCCCCGCGCCCGCGCCCGCCGCGCCGCCCCUCCCCCGCCCGCACUUCCUGCAGCUGCUGGCGGUGCUGCACGACCUCACACAACACGACCUCGAGUUGUACGAGGCUGUUAUGAAUGCAGGUACCCUCCUUUUGCAGCUAGGAGCGUUAAAUCGACCGGAGUUAGACCGUGAGGUGUCUCAAGAUAGCCUCUAUUUGGCCGCAGCGGCUAAGCAACCAGUUGUUGACCCCAACGGCAAUACAACAGAAACGGAACAAGACGAAUCCCUGCCUUCUCCAACAAAGGAAAAUGAACCUUUUAACCACGACACAUGGUCCAUAACAUUACAACAAUUCUUAGCCACGAUGCUGGCCCAAACCCCUUUGGAAAAUUACUUUAACGAAAUCGUGCCUAUCCUGCCACAAUUAGAAGCUUUAAGGCAGAGGGAUAGACUUCAGUCAGUAUCAUAGCUAUUAGAAUUGGCCGGGUUAUUAGACCUUUGAAUAUAAAUGUGAGAAUUGAGAUUUGCUAUGUACCGUAUAUAGUAUAUUAUUUGGUGAUUUCAUAUCAGAACACGACCUAUUUAUGUGUGGUUAUUGAUUAUGUUUUAUAAUUUUAAUGAAUUGUCCGAGUGUACCAAAGGUUAUGUUUUUCGAGCAUGUGUACAAUAUAUUGCACGCUUUGUAACCCAAAAACUUGAUCGAUUUAAAGUAUGCCAUUUCACUAUAAAUUUUAUGUAGUCAUUGGUGAAAUCCGUACUAUGGUUGCUUCCAAUUCAAAUUAUGAUGUUAAGCUAUUCUAAAUACUUAUGGUUCUGCUGAAGGCAUAAUAUUAUAUCACUCUUAUAUGAAAUAGAGUUUAAACGACAAUAAUCAAACUCUAAGAUAAGUACUAUAUUAUGAAAUAUUUGCAAACAUUGAGCAUGUAAAAUGUCGCCUGUUAGUUAAACCAUAUUCUAAAAUUUUCAUUAUUUUUUUGAUACAAACAUAUAUAUGGUAGACAUUAUCGCUAAAUAAAAAUUCUUUUUUUUCACAAAAAUCAUCAUCAUUGUCCUGUCGAUUAUGAACCAGUGCAUCCUCCUCUGGAAUGUCUAUUCUGAAACGGCGAUCCAGUAGAGGGUAAGAGAGGUUCUUACGCGAUUCGUCUCCGGUUUGACAUCCGUGACUCGACUCGGAAGAAAAUAACCUGGCGUGUCUAUUCACAAACAUUCACAUAUCUCUUAUUUUCUCCAGUCUCACUCUAUUUUAAAAAGAUAAGUAGCGAAAGAAAAGGUAAGAUCUAGAUUCCUUGUCAACGUUCAGAAAUAGUUUCGAAGCUUGGAUCAUGGUUGUCGUACUAAUCUACCUAUUUUCUUACUAAAUAUACGGAAAAGUGGAUGGAUUGGUCCUUUUCUUUAAUAAGACAAUUUCAGAGUGUAUGCUUUAUUACUAAUGUAUAUAAUAAAAAUAUAUAAAAUGCUAGCUUAAGAAUAUGAUUGGUAUGUAGUUUUAUACCCUUCCUUGUAUGCAUUCCAAAUUAAAAUUUAAGUAUUUGGCCGUUUAUGUAUGCUUAGUAAUUUGUUGAAAAUAUGUAUAAUGUAAAAUAUAACUUUAUUUUUAUAUUUCCGUAUGUACGUCAAUACUUAUUUACUGACUUUUUACAUAGACAAAAUAAUCAAUACUUAUUUACUGACUUUUUACAUAGAAUUCAAAUAAGUAAGUAGGUACAAUAAGUAUUUUUUUGCUAUAAUAUUUUUAAAGUAUUUAAUCGAAUGAAUAGCCAUAUUAGUGUAGUUCAUAAUAUAAACGCGUUAUAUUUUUAUUAUUAGCAUAGUACAAAAACGCAUUUUUAGAGUAUAUAUAAUGUCUAACGUUUUAUUUUUUAAGUCUAUUUUAACUAUAAUGUAAGUUUAGUUUCAAAUAUUUCUGUAAUCAUAAAAAUCCAUACUUACCUUAAAACUAAGUUUUAUGUUUAGCAGAGUGCAUUGUACGUAAUAAAUGGUGCUUUUUAAAAGAUGCUUGA
This is a messenger RNA of Amyelois transitella, 5122 nucleotides long. It is a transcript of the gene Tbc1d8-9, whose product is annotated as TBC1 domain family member 9. The transcript has 19 exons. The record is from RefSeq and is a predicted model, not a curated record. NCBI's taxonomy places the organism in Eukaryota, Metazoa, Arthropoda, Insecta, Lepidoptera, Pyralidae. Bases 196 to 3591 code for a protein of 1131 amino acids.